Messenger RNA from Pogona vitticeps (central bearded dragon), 1706 nucleotides. Lineage: Eukaryota; Metazoa; Chordata; Lepidosauria; Squamata; Agamidae. The record is from RefSeq and is a predicted model, not a curated record.
CGCCUCCCGCGCCGCCGCUGCCGCCGAAGCCUUUCGCCGCCAUCUUGCCUCCUCCUUCCUCGCUCCGCGACCUGUUCGCCGCCGAUUGGCCGAGAGCGAGCCGGGGCCGCAAGGGACGACGGGAGGCGUAGUUUCGAACGCGGCCGCGAAGAAUGAAGGGGGGGAACAGGAGGCGGCGGAGAGGCGCCAGAACUCUGGGAAAUGGCAAAGGACGCUGGGAAACGUAGUCCGCCCGACACCUCCGGGGCUCCUAGCUUCCCUGUUGCUAUGGCUACGGACGGGGCGGGCGAGAACGUGGGGGCAGCGAGGCGGGCCUGGAAGGUGGGAGUCCAGAAGGAAGCGGGGAGCCGGCUCCCCCCUCGCCCAGUGCUCGCCUGACCCCGGCCGGCCGAAGCCCAGCAAACUGUUCGACGAUCCUAUUUGUCCUGAAAGAUUGUUGGUGGGACAACAUGGCCACGACAGGGAUGUAUAAACUGGAUGAUGGCAACUCUUUUCCAACCAACUGCUUUCCUGCCAGAAGUCUUUUACGCCCCAGAGAUCAAGAAGGGGCCGGCCACUGGCAAGUGGCGCGUCGGACGGCAGAGGAAACCAAGAUAGAAUUGCUCUUUGGCACCAAAGCCUCACAGGUCAGGUGGAAGGCGGAAGGUGUCCUGACGCUCCGGCAUCUGGAUGAGAAAACCCUGGAUGGCAGUCACCUGAUUAAGCUCCACCAUGUGAAAAUCCCGUCGGAUCUCUGCUCGGUGAACAUAAGCAACCAAAACUUUGUCUCGGCCAAAGAAGAAGACUUUGAGGCAUUUACCUCUGUUGCCUACAUCAAUGCCACGGAAAAUCUGCUGACGUUAGAAGCUUUCCGUAAAUUUCCUGAGCUGCGGGAACUGGAGCUUUCCUUGAACGGCCUGAGAAAUCUGAAAAUCAAUGCUGGAGACUUUCCACACUUGGAAGUCCUCGAUCUAUCGUAUAACAACCUGUCCCCUGAGGACGUCCAGGUCUUGGGAGUUUUGCCCCACCUUAAAGUUCUCCAUCUCACCGCCAACGGGCUGAAUUCGCUUCCACUGGACCUGGCCGUCCCUGAGAGUGAGAGCUGCCCUACGUUCCCAGCUCUGGAAGUUUUACUGUUGGACGACAACCACUUGUCUCACCCAAAUGUCUUUGUCAGCCUGGCCAACCUCCGAAGCCUGAAGCAAUUAAACUUGGACAAAAACGGCAUUAAGGAGGUCCCGUACCUCCAUCACAUCAACCAUUCCCGUUUCUCCAUCCAUCCUUUAUCAGCCAAGUCCGGCAUCAAAGCAGGGCUCCGUAGCCGGAAAACAGCGAGGAAACGGCUCAGCCCGGACGGGUCCCGGAGGUUCUGCGAGAAACCCGAAUAUAUCAUCCUGCACAGCACCAGGGAUCCUGACAGGACCGAGGUUGUCUUUCCAUCUUGGUCUCCGGAGCCGACCGAGCAGGAGGAUUCGGCGCCACCACAUCAUGUUCCUGAGACUUCUUCUGCCAGUGACGUCAGCUCAGAGUUCACGCUUCCCUUACCGGAGCUGAGGUUUCUCAGCCUGGCCAACAACCAGAUCGAGCAUGAGGAGGAUUUGCUCGCUGUGGCCCUCUUCCCGUCUCUGACCGAGCUGACGUUCUACGGCAACCCUUUCACCAUUUCACGGAGCGGUACGGUCUCCACCUGCCAGCAAUGUUUGGGGUUUUGUCAGGGCAGCUGCUAA